AUGGGCCUAACCACAUUCCUGUUCCUUUUGCCGUUACUCGCACACUUAUCCGAGGCGACUGCGGACGACUCGGCGCAGGUACCAUUUCAUGAUUUCGACCAUGCCGCUUGUCCAGACUACGCAAGCUAUUCAAAAUAUAAGCAUCCCCCGUUCAGCAAUGGGCCCCUCAGAUUACCUUAUCAGCGACCCGAUCCGCGCUGUCGGACCUUCAACAAUGACGCGAUCGAGAAGGUCAUCAAGGAUGUCACCUCGCGGAUGAAGGACCCGGACAUGGCGCGCCUGUUUGAGAACGCGUUCCCCUCGACGACAGAUACAACGGUCAAGUUCCACACCGACGGCAAGACGAACCGCAAGACCAAGCCCCGCGACGAGGACGACGACUACUUCGGCAACAGGGGCGGCAAAGGGGCUUGGGAAGGCCCUCAGUCCUUUAUUAUAACCGGCGACAUCAUCGCCGAAUGGCUUCGCGACAGCACGAACCAGCUGGCGCCGUACCAGCCCCUGGCCAAGAAGAACCAGGCCGUCCGCACCCUAAUCCUAGGCGCCAUAAACACCCAGGCCGAGUACAUCAUCCAGAGUCCGUAUUGCAACGCCUUCCAGCCGCCGCCCAUUGCCAAUCUCUCCCCCAGCCACAACGGGCAGGGCGACACGGUGCACCCCAACUACGACCCAAACUUUGUCUUUGAGUGCAAGUAUGAGCUCGACAGCCUGGCUCAUUUCCUUGCCCUCGGAAACGACUUCUUUGAGAAGACAGGGUCUACCGAGUUUGUCAACUCGCGCUGGCUGCUUGCGCUCGACACCCUCCUCAGCGUGCUCGAGCAUCAGGCGAUGCCGACCUUCAACUCAAAGACUGGCAACUUCAGGCUCAAUCAGUACACGUUCCAGCGGAGGACCACAGCCGGCACCGAGACGCUCAGCCUACAGGGGGUGGGCAACCCGCUCGGCAACGGGACGGGCCUAGUGCGGUCCGCGUUCCGACCUAGCGACGAUGCCAGCAUCCUGGGCUUCUUCAUCCCGGCCAACGCCAUGAUGGCCGUGGAGCUUGGGCGAGCAGCCAAGGCUCUGAAGGCUGCCGACAUGGCCGACAACGCCAUCACCGCGACCGUCGAGAGGUGGAGUAAGACCAUCACCGAGGGCGUCUGGGAGCACGGCGUCGUCAAGCACAAGGUCCACGGUGAUGUGUUUGCGUACGAGGUGGACGGCUACGGCUCGGCGAUUUUGAUGGAUGACGCCAAUUACCCAUCGCUGCUGGCUCUACCCGUGAUGGGAUUCGUUUCAAAGGAUGACAAGACGUAUCAGAACACGCGAAAGAUGCUACUGGCAAAACAGUCCAACCCCUACUACCUCGAGGGCAGGGAUUUCAGGGGUAUUGGAGGACCUCACAUUGGCCUCCAGAAUGCGUGGCCUAUGAGCCUCUUGAUGCAAGCGCAGACCUCGGACGACGAUGAAGAAAUCAAGGGGUGUCUGCAGCUUGUUCUCAAGUCUGCUCUCCUCGGUCUUGUGCAUGAGAGUGUUGACGUUAACCAAAUCACAUCGUACACGAGGAGUUGGUUUGCCUGGGCCAAUGGGGUAUUUGCCGCUACCAUCCUAGACCUCGCUAAGAGGAAACCGUAUUUGAUAUUCACGAAUGACGAGCCCUAUGAGAUGUAA
Messenger RNA from Pyricularia pennisetigena, 1650 nucleotides. RefSeq lists its product as uncharacterized. Bases 1 to 1650 code for a protein of 549 amino acids. The transcript is spliced from 4 exons. Gene Ontology annotation, biological process: carbohydrate metabolic process. NCBI's taxonomy places the organism in Eukaryota, Fungi, Ascomycota, Sordariomycetes, Magnaporthales, Pyriculariaceae. The record is from RefSeq and is a predicted model, not a curated record.